AUGGAAGAAGUCCGAGCAAAAGGAGUGCAAACACGAGGAAGCAUGAGAAUCGACAAGGAGAUCAUGGGCUGGAACGCUCCCAAGAUGUCGGAAAGGAACGUUUUCGACCGCACGCGGAGCAACGACGACGAUCACGAGUACGUGGUCUUCCAAAAGCCCUCGGAGCAACAGAUCCAGCUGUUAGCGCAGUCCAACGACACGAUCUCCAGCGUGAUGUAUUGGAUCAUCUGGGACCUGGCGGAUGCCAUGAAGGACAUUGAUAUCGCUCCGCCCAUCCAGUCACGAAUGUACCAAGAGCUCUCCAAUGGCAUGCUGGGCUUUAACAAUUGCUUGAAGAUUGCCGACGUGCCAUUUCCACUUCCCUUCGCACAACUUCUGGGGCUUUUGCUCGUGGCUUUUUCGUUGCUGAUUCCAGUGUACGUCAUCGUCUUCACUCGAUCUCCCAUUGCGGGGCCAAUUCUCUCCUUCUUGCUCUUUGAAAGCAUUUGGUGCCUCAACGAGGUGGCAAAGGAGUUAGAAAACCCUUUUGGCCAAGACAGCAAUGAUAUCACACUGACGGACUUUCACUUGAACUUUGUGGAUUCCUUGGAGGAUGUCAGUAUGGAAGGGCAUCAAGCAAUGCUGCACCAUCCAACCAUGGGCUUGGAGGAUGACUUCGGCAUGAGCUUUUGA
This is a messenger RNA of Cladocopium goreaui, 672 nucleotides long. Lineage: Eukaryota; Dinophyceae; Suessiales; Symbiodiniaceae. The record is from the annotation of a GenBank genome assembly.